CGUCAUCGGCUCGUAUCACUGCUACCGUCUCACUCGCGCGGAUGUUCAGAAAAUGUUUAGUUAGAAAUGGGGUUUAAAACAAUUUCUUUACUUAUCACACUAAAAAAUAAAUAUUGAUAACAUACAUACAUUUAACCAAACAUCCCACGCGCUUUCAUUCUUCAAUUAAAUACCAGACAUCACCGGAAUGUUUCCCAUCGGACUCUUUUAAGAGACGGACUAAGCCAGCAGCUACGAGGUGUGAGUGAGUGUUGUUUUUGUAGAGAUUUGGGGAGAUUUUCUCGCGGAAAGCUCCAGGAUUGGCUGGAAUGGCUCUGCCAGGUGUAAACAAGGAUAACAUUCGAGCUGGAUGCAAAAGAUGUGGCUAUCCGGGUCAUCUUACAUUUGAGUGUCGAAACUUUGUGCGGGUGGACCCGAGGAAGGAUAUUGUUCUCGACGUGAGCAGCACAAGCAGCGAAGAGAGCGAAGAAGAACAGGAAGCUGUCAGUAAGGAGAAGAUCUUUGGGAGCAGCCAUUCUAAAGGUUCCCACGAGGAUUCAAAAAAGGAGAAACAUAAAAAGAGAAGAAAAGAAAAAGCCCAUCGAAAAGCAAAAAAGAGGUCUUAUUCAUCCAGUGAUGAUGAUGACGAGGAGGAGAGCAGGAAAAAGAAAAAGCAUAAGAGCCAUAAGAAGAAAGACAAAAAGGAGAAGAAAGAAAAGGAGAAACACCACAUAAAAAAGCGUAAGAAGAAACACACUCAGUCCUCCUCAUCAGACAGCUCCAGCGGAUCUUCAGACACAGACUGAAAAACAGGACCACAUUCAGCAUCUUUUCUGAAGCAUGCAGAACAGGCAUAUGGAUCGUUGCGAGCUGAAGAAACUCAAAGGAGCAAGGCGUGUGUGAAUAUAUUACUGUUAGAGCAGUGCGUUUUUCCCCUGUGAUAAGUAGCCGUGUUCUUGUAAACAGUUUCUUUUUAUCGGUGCUGGUUGGAAAAUGAUCUUUUCUCACUGUAUUUUUUUUUCAUGCUGUAUGAUUUUUGUACAGGAAUUAAAUGAAAAAAAACACAUGGCUGUUACAUUUAUGCAGCGUAUACGAACUUAAUUUUCUGUCUUUUUAAUAAGAGCAACAGCUUAUUAGGUAAGCCUGGUGGUUGUUGAGGUAUUGGGGGUCAAAGCAUCAUAGGUGCGUGGAACGCAAGUGCUUCUGCUAGGAAUUCUCUUCUUUUUCUGCUAAAAGUGACUUGGGAGAAGACCCCAUAUGGCUUUGAAACACCAAAACUGGAGGGAAGGUGUAGUAAAGGUUGCCUAUGCAAGAUGUGCACAUAAUUUUGGACUCAACAUGUUCACAGGAGUUUGGAGGAUAAGAAUUAUCAAAGAAAAUUGGAUAUUUAUAAACAGUAUGGCUGCCAGGUGUCCACAUAGGCAAUCUCUAAUAGCUGAUCAAAUUUGACCCCAAUUAGCCAUUAGGUGGUGCUAUUCAACAAGAACAAGUCUUACUAAUGUCAUCUUGGAAAAGAAUAAAUUACAUCACAUCAUGCUCA
This is a messenger RNA of Pygocentrus nattereri (red-bellied piranha), 1519 nucleotides long. RefSeq names its product SREK1-interacting protein 1 (gene srek1ip1). Lineage: Eukaryota; Metazoa; Chordata; Actinopteri; Characiformes; Serrasalmidae. The record is from RefSeq and is a predicted model, not a curated record. Gene Ontology annotation, molecular function: nucleic acid binding; zinc ion binding. The coding region runs from base 309 to 785 and encodes 158 amino acids. The transcript has 5 exons.